Aegilops tauschii subsp. strangulata is the source of this 1988-nucleotide messenger RNA. Its product is annotated as ACT domain-containing protein ACR4. The record is from RefSeq and is a predicted model, not a curated record. Lineage: Eukaryota; Viridiplantae; Streptophyta; Magnoliopsida; Poales; Poaceae.
AAAGGCGCAGGCAUGUAAAAACUGCCCGCAGGGCCGAUUCCCAGCCCAGGAUUCUGGGGGCAGGGGCAGAGAGAGGAAGGGAAGCGCCGUGCCCAACAACUGCAAGAGGGUGAGCGAGAGGGGGCCAGCCAUUCCUCUCUUCUCUACCACCUACUCCCCUCUCUCUCCUCCCCUUCUCUCUAGGAUCGCCAGCCAGCCAGCCAGCGCCAGCCAAUCGCGCACCCACAGCGCGCGCGCCUCCCCCCGAGAAAGAAGAAGAAGAAGCAGAAGAAGCAGAGGAACAGAGAGGGAGGGAGCAAUCACUGGUCGAAAAGUGAACAAGUGUUCUUGGCCUCCGGUCCUCUCCGCCCGCCAUGUCCAUUGAUGAAGGCUAUGGCCCUACCUGGGACAGCGACGACGAGUACGACAACUUCAUACGCAAGAUGAACCCGCCAAGGUCUUGUUUCUUAAUCCCGGUCUGUGUGUCUCGUUAACUGCAGUAUCAUCAUCGACAACGAUUCGUUGGUGGACGCGACGAUUGUCAAGGUUGGUAGUGCAAACGAGUAUGGGAUUCUGCUGGAAGUGAUCCAAGUCCUCAUGGAUCUCAAUCUUGUGAUAAGCAAGGCAUACAUAACCUCAGAUGGGGGGUGGUUCAUGGAUGUUUUCAAUGUGACUGAUAAGGAAGGGAUGAAAUUGAAAGACAAGGCUGCUAUUGCGGAGAUUGAGGGCUACAUCCGGAAGUCCUUGGGCGCAGAUUCAAGAUACAUGCCUGCUAAACGGAGAUCGGUGGGUGUCGCCGCUUCAACGGACCACAAUGUCAUUGAGCUGACAGGGAGCGACCGUCCAGGCCUGCUCUCUGAAGUCAGCGCGGUGCUGGCAAGCCUCAAAUGCAAUGUGGUCAGUGCUGAGAUUUGGACCCAUAACACCAGAGUCGCAGCCGUGAUGCGAGUCACCGAUGAGGACACCAUGCUAGCCGUCACCGACACCGUGAGGCUUGAAAUGAUCAAGGAGCGACUGUCCUACCUUCUCCGAGGAAACAAUCUCUCGCGAGGAGCUGCCAUGGCAGAAGCAUCGGGGACUUCUGCCACAAAUACCGAGAGAAGGCUGCACCAGAUGAUGCUUAGUGACGGGGACACUGAAGAGUUUCAUGGGCAUGUCCCAGCUCAACCUCAGAGGCCUAAUGUCACUGUUCGGAAUUGGAAAGACAAGGACUACUCGGUGGUGACCAUCCGGUGCAAGGACAGGCCGAAGCUUCUGUUCGACACUGUGUGCACCUUGACAGACCUGCGCUAUGUUGUCUACCAUGCAAACAUUGACGCCAGCAAUAAUCAAGCGUACCAGGAAUUCUAUGUAAGACAUGUGAAUGGAUCUCCAAUGAACACUGAAGCUGAAAGAUUGAGAGUCAUCCAGUGCCUUGAAAGUGCAAUUGAGCGCAGGGUAUCUGAGGGUGUGAAACUUGAGCUGUGUUCAAAUGACAAGGUCGGCCUCCUGUCUGAGGUCACCCGCAUCUUCCGGGAGAACAGCCUGACUGUCACAAGAGCAGAGGUGAGCACCAGGGGCAGGACAGCCGUCAACACAUUCUACGUCCGCAGUUCUGCGGGGGAGAUAGUUGACCAGAAGACCAUUGAUUCCAUCAGGGAAGCCAUAGGACAUAAUAUUCAGGUGAAAGGCCACCCUGAGGCACCACCAGCACCCCAGAAGAAAGAGUCCCCGACAUGGUUCCUCUUCGCAAACUUAUUCCGGCCAAGGUCUCUCCCUAGUCUUGGAAUGUUCGUGCGGUAAUGCUCUCAUCGAACUCCGGGAACUUCUCUGUCAAUCAAGCCUUAACUGCUGAAGCGGUCCGUGAGAAUUGGAGCCUACAUUUGGCUCCAGUAGUGCAGAGUUUAGUUUACAUACAUUAUAUUGUGUUGCUCAUAGACCAUCAUCACCUGUAAAUAUGCAUUGUACAUAGAGUGUAAAUACAACUGUAGGAAGUACUACCAAUAAGGAAUCCGGAACCGUUACCGCCU